AUGUCGCCCGCACGAACCGAAGUGGACCGAUCGAGUGGAGACAAAGAGGCAGCUUUCUGGUCCGCACAGGAGGAUGGCUCUGAGACAAAGCCUUAUGGCGCAGCCACAGCCCAACAAGAAGCUGCUCGACAAAAGGAUAUUGAAUUUCGCCAGAAAUUUGGUGAUGCUGGUCCCCUUGGUCUCUCUGGAUUUGCCUUCGCGACGUUUUUAACAGCCUUGGUCAAUCUCAAUGUUCACGGCGUGACUGUUCCCAAUAUUGUCAUUGGACCAGCUCUGGCUUAUGGAGGCCUCGCUCAAUUACUUUCUGGCAUGUGGGAUAUCGCCAAUGGCAAUACAGUCAGCGCCACUAUUGCCUGCUCGUAUGGCUGUUUCUGGAUCUCUUUUGCCAUUAGUAUGAUCCCCAGCUUCCACGUCAGGGAUGCUUACCCCAGCCUUGCCGACUACAACCACGCCAACGGACUAUUUCUUAUGGGAUUCUUCAUCUUCUCAGUGGCCAUAACUCUGUGCUCUAUGAAGUCGAAUGUCUUUUCUCUGGCGCUUUGCCUUCUUGUCAAUUGCACCUGGCUCUUCCUCGGGGUGGCUAACCUCUGCACUGAAGAGUCGGGAGCUCCUAAUAACGUGCUCCUCAAGUGCGGCGGUGUGACUGGCUUGUUGGUUUCAUUCACGGCGUGGUAUCUUAUGUAUGAAGGUCUGGCAAACAGACAGAACAGGUAA
This is a messenger RNA of Fusarium redolens, 714 nucleotides long. RefSeq names its product GPR1/FUN34/yaaH family-domain-containing protein. Bases 1 to 714 code for a protein of 237 amino acids. Gene Ontology annotation, molecular function: acetate transmembrane transporter activity. The transcript has 3 exons. Gene Ontology annotation, cellular component: plasma membrane. NCBI's taxonomy places the organism in Eukaryota, Fungi, Ascomycota, Sordariomycetes, Hypocreales, Nectriaceae. The record is from RefSeq and is a predicted model, not a curated record.